UCUUCAACAAUUUGUAUCCAAAAAUGAAUUUUAGUGACAAAAGUGCUCUCAUUAUUGGAGGCUUAGGAGGUCUUGGGAAAGCAAUUUGUCAAGAAUUGGUUGAAAAUGGAAUUUCUAAAAUUGGCAUAAUUGACCUUCUUGAAGAAACUGAAGUCAAUAUUAAAACAUUUUUGAAAAGUGACUCUAUUCACUUCAUUUAUCGAAAAUGUUCCGUUACUGAAUUCGAUUCUCUCAAAACCGCAAUGAAAUCCAUCAAAGACGAAUUUGGUUGCUUGGACAUUUUAAUAAAUGCUGCUGGCAUUGCCAAUGAACUUCAACAUCAAAAAGUGAUUGAUAUUAAUUUUGCAGGAACAGUCAAUUCAACUUUAAUCGGAAUAGAAUUAAUGAGAAAAGAUUUGAAUAAAAGUCAAAUUAACGGAGGAAUAAUUUUGAAUAUCGCUUCAAUUGCAGGCCUUCGCCCAGUUUUCUUCAUGCCGGUUUAUUCGGGAACGAAACAUGCGAUUAUUGGAUUUACGCGCUCAUUAGUGAACGACGCAUUUUACGAGCGCACACAAAUCAACUUUAUCGUAAUUUGUCCCGGAGCGACACGCACUCAAAUAAUCGGACACGAAAAUGUCAUUGACAAAUUCCCGUUUCCCGAAAUGCUGAGUCAAAUUCGACAAAUUAGCAAAAAUAUGAGUUUGCAAGAACCGGAAAUUGUCUCAAAAUGUGUCGUUAUGGCAUUAAAUGACACCGAAAAUGGAGCAGUCUGGCAAUGCGAAAAUAGUCGAAUCGAAAAGCUUCAAAUGCACAAAUACCCUGAAUUUUAAUAUAUGGAAUGAUGCCGGCAUGCAAAAUAUGCAAAUUUAGUUGUAAAAGUAAUGCAAUUUCAAGCACAAGCGAGCAAAAAUCAUCAAAAAAAGAGUGACACUUACCUUGACCUCCUCGUUGUCGGAUCUUUCAUCACCAUCACUUCUGUGAUUUCGCCGAAUUUACUAAAAUAAUCACCAAAAUUCCCCAUCGUGCGACGCUAAAAGUUGAUGACAAAGACAGGUCGCUAGCAGCUAUUUUAAUAAUAAUGCACAAACACCACUCAUGGGCUCCAUGCCUCUACUUGCGUGUGGUUUCUUUCCUUUUUCCCUACACACGGAGUUUCAGCCAAAGAGAAUUCAUCUCGUAAUUUGAUUAGCCAGAGAGAGCGAGAGAGAGUAAAUGUGUGUGUAAAUGCAAUAAUUCAAUGAAAAUGGUAAUAAAAUAAUUGGUUUAAGCCCUUCUCCUUUCGGAAACACACUCGAAACCAGUCUUUGAAGUCACUUUGAUUUUAAUUUGAAAUAUUUUUCAAUCAAAUUUCGGGCCAUCAAUAAGCAGCUUUAAUUAAUUGGAAAUUAUUUCUCGACCCACAUGUUAAAAAAAAUAAA
Molecule: messenger RNA, 1397 nt
Organism: Culicoides brevitarsis
Lineage: Eukaryota; Metazoa; Arthropoda; Insecta; Diptera; Ceratopogonidae
Product: 15-hydroxyprostaglandin dehydrogenase [NAD(+)]-like
Exons: 6
Coding region: 24-809 (261 amino acids)
Cellular component (GO): cytoplasm
Molecular function (GO): oxidoreductase activity, acting on the CH-OH group of donors, NAD or NADP as acceptor
Source: RefSeq, a predicted model, not a curated record